AUGGAUAUCAGUGGGAACGGUAACAAUGGCAUAGCGCAAGGAAUUGAUUUUAAUGCAGGUAUUUACGGUAUCGGCGAAGGCUCAGCUAAAUUUGAAGGCUCAGUUUCUUCCUUCAUCGAAAUUCCAAACAAUGGAGCAUUAAAGGCUGACUCUUUUACAUGGCUGGCUGAGGUGCGCCUACAAGACUUGGCGAACCAGGGCCCACUUUUUCACUUUCGCCGGAGCGUGGACGAUUAUGAUUACGGUACUCACAUAUGGUCUACAGGAAAUGGGCAGUUAUUUCUUCGUCUUGUACAAAAGGAUCCGUACAGUUUUUCUCCAGCCCACUCUCUACCUGUACUUAGUGAUACUGAAUGGACGUAUGUCGGCUUUACGUACGAUUUCCAGACUGGGGUGGUUAGGUUGUGGAAGGACGGAACCGAGGUGGGUCAGUUUCAAGACACCCCUCAACUGAACCAUAUCACCGACACAGAUGUCCGUAUGGGAGCAAGGCGCAGCUCCACGGGAGAUACGAGGUAUUUCCCUGGUGCCAUGAGAUGUGUCCAAUGGUACGUGACUGUUUUAUCUGCAGAACAGAUCCAACAGGCCGAAGAAAUGUGUAGAGAGCCUGGAACAGGAGGCCCACCAGGUACAACAGGACCAGAAGGAACAGGAGGAUCACCAGGCUCAGCAGGACCGAUAGGAACAGGAGGACCACCCGGAACAGGAGGGCCACCAGGUAUCGGAGGGCCACAAGGAAAAACUGGACCAUUGGGUACAGUGGGAUACCCUGGGACAAAUGGUCCACCGGGAAUAGGAGGCCCACCAGGGAGAUUAGGGCCAAACGGGAUAGGAGGCCCACCAGGAACAGCAGGGCCACCCGGAACAGUAGGGUCUCCUGGAAGAAUAGGGUCUCCUGGAACAGUAGGGCCACCUGGAACAGGAGGGCCACCCGGAGCUGAAGGACUGCCAGGUACAGGAGAGCCACCAGGAACAAGUGGACCAAUGGGUACAGCGGGGCCGCCUGGGACAAGUGGUCCUCAAGGGACAGGAGGUCCACCAGGAACAGCAGGGACAACCGGAACAGGUGGCCCCCCAGGAACAGUAGGGACACCCGCAACAGGAGGGCCACAUGGAACAGGAGGGCCAACAGGUACAGGAGGGCCGCCAGGAAUGGCAGGAUCUCCGGGAACAGCAGGGCCACCGGGAACAGCAGGGCCAUCUGGAAUUGGAGGGCCAGCGGGUAUAGGAGGGCCACAAGGAACAAGUGGACCAAUGGGUACAGAGGGGCCGCCUGGGAGAAGUGGUCCUCCAGGAACUGGAGGCCAACCAGGAACAGGAGGCCCUCCGGGAACUGAAGGGUCACCUGGAACAGGAGGACCCCCAGGAACAGGAGGGCAUCCUGGCACAGGAGGACCGCCUGGAACAGGAGGGCCAUCAGGUGCAAGGGGGCCUUCUGGAACAGGAGGGCCACCAGGAAAAGGAGGUCCAAAAGGAAUAAGCACUGGUGGGCCACCAGGGACAGCAGGACCCAAAGGGUUGGAAGGCGCAGUCGGUCAGCCUGGGGACGUCAAAGGCCAAAAAGGCCAGAAGGGCAUGACGGGAAACGUGGGAAAUUCUGGUGCGACAGGAGAAAUGGGCUUGAAGGGGAUGAAGGGCAUGAAAGGGAUGAAGGGGAUGAGUGUAACUGGACAGAAAGGGCAGAAAGCCAAGUCCAACUAG
Lingula anatina is the source of this 1701-nucleotide messenger RNA. RefSeq lists its product as uncharacterized. The record is from RefSeq and is a predicted model, not a curated record. NCBI's taxonomy places the organism in Eukaryota, Metazoa, Brachiopoda, Lingulata, Lingulida, Lingulidae.